Molecule: messenger RNA, 1570 nt
Organism: Cynoglossus semilaevis (tongue sole)
Lineage: Eukaryota; Metazoa; Chordata; Actinopteri; Pleuronectiformes; Cynoglossidae
Gene: adma
Product: adrenomedullin a
Exons: 4
Coding region: 155-673 (172 amino acids)
Biological process (GO): adrenomedullin receptor signaling pathway; regulation of systemic arterial blood pressure; adenylate cyclase-activating G protein-coupled receptor signaling pathway
Cellular component (GO): extracellular region
Molecular function (GO): hormone activity; adrenomedullin receptor binding
Source: RefSeq, a predicted model, not a curated record
AGCCUUGUGUGGAGGAGCUAAUAGCAGAGUGACACAGCUGCCUCUCAGAACCAGUGGCAAUUUGAAGAAAACCCCUGGAGUAUUCUUUUACAGCUGAUUCAACAAGUAGAACCUUCACAUUCAACAGAUCUGUCAUAGAUAUUAAGGAGCCAACAUGAAACUGAUCUUGCACUCCUUCCUCUACUGCUGCCUCCUGGCAACCGUAGCUCAUUGUGUGGAACUUGAGGUGAAUCCACAGGUGAAGAAAAGGUUAAGCCUAUGGCUGGAGCACAGAUUGAGACGAAACCUUGACAGUGUCUCAGUGGAGAAGACGGCAGACUCUGAGAACUUUGUCAGAGCAGAAGAAGUCAGGGACAACCUGCUGCCACAUUCCAGAACUGGAAUCAGUGUGAGAACAAAAAGGUCCAAGAACCCAGUGAGCCCACCAAGGAGACAAGGUUGUUCACUGGGCACCUGCACUGUGCAUGACCUGGCCCAUCGCCUGCACCAGCUCAAUAACAAGUUGAAGAUUGGGAAUGCCCCUCCCGACAUGCUGAGUCCAAAGGGAUACGGCCGCAGGCGUCGGUCUGUGCCAGAGCAGAGACCUUCACGGAGCCAGGAGCAGGACCGGCCCGAGUGGAGGAUAACAGACUCACAGGUUCAUAAGCUGAUGGCUCUCCUCAAACGGACAUGAAUAGAACUUUGUCAAAAGAAUGGGAGUAGCAGAUCAUCCUCUCUGCUCUGCUCUGAAAUUCUCAAAAUACCGCAGACUCCUGACUUGUUCUCUGCAGCACAUUUAUUUUUCAGCCAGGAGGACUUAGUCAGAGAACAGACUGUGUUACACUGAGGUUGCAGCUCAGUGAUGAAGAGUGUGCAAGACUGCAGCCAGCAUGCAGACACUGGAUGGCACAGCAUGGAGGAAACUACAGGUGCUUCUCUCUGCUUGGCAGAGGCAAAGGAAAAGUACUGAUUCCUGAAGGGAACUCUUUGUCUAACGUUGUGGGACUUAACACAGUAAUUCCUCAAGUUUGGGAGUCAUCCUCCGUCCUCUAAGGAUUACACCCAUGUGGUCAAGCUGUCAGUUUUUGCCUGCACUUUUCCAUUUGGACUUUAGGUCAAAUGAAUUAUCAGGAAAAGACAAACUUUAUCACUAAGCCAAACAGAAAGAUAGGCUACAGGGCUGUGGUGCUCUGGGGAUAUGUUGAGUUUUGGACACUGUAUAAUGGAAAAUGCCUAUUAUUCUGUGAGAAUUGUGCCAGUCCAAGAUGGAUUGAAAUAUACUUGAAAUUGUUUUGUUUUUUUUGUACAAAAACAUGUGCAAUCUAUUUUUUGUGUUUAUUGCAGAUAUUUGUAUAUAUGAAUUUACUUUAUUUAAAUAUUAUAUAGAGGUUACAUUGAAGUACUUAUGCAGAUAGAACUAUUUUUGUACAGGAAGAAAUAUAUAUGGGCAUUGUAGCUAUGUGUUAUUAUUCUGUGGUGAUAGGAAAACAGUUUUUAUAGCUAUAUUAUAUAUUUGUAAAUGUGCUCUAUUUUAUUUGUGUCAAAGCAAUAACAUUGUCAUCCAAUAAACAUUUUGCAUACAAAAUGGAAA